Molecule: messenger RNA, 2097 nt
Organism: Hypoxylon fragiforme
Lineage: Eukaryota; Fungi; Ascomycota; Sordariomycetes; Xylariales; Hypoxylaceae
Exons: 1
Coding region: 220-1929 (569 amino acids)
Source: RefSeq, a predicted model, not a curated record
UUUCCCACUCUUCUCAAAGGCUCACCUGUCCACUUUAUCAGCACUGUACCGGACUAGCACAAACUGCCACGCAUCUCAUCACCCACCAGCUGCCCACUUGGUUGGGUACCAGGACAGCUCCGCCCUCGUACUGAGGCCUAUCCCGCCUCGAUUUUUCCAGCCAUCCCUGAUCUAGUGACUGGAUUCACUUAUCAGGCAGACAUACCCUCUUCCCCCGGCAUGGCGAAGAACUCAAUUCCUUCUGUUGCAUGCUGUCAAGAGGCAGACGAAGACGGCAUACUUCUUCCCGGCAGUGAACCUCAUUACGCCCGCUCUACUGCACCCAGCAGUGUUCCUUCUCAAGAAAAGCAAAAACCCAAUACUAGUAGAUCACGAAAAGACUCAUCUCACAGAGACAGAGAAUCCAAGUCGUCUCCUACCUCUCUAUCCGACACCGACAUACCUGAGCCUCGUUCUAUCUCCAGGAGAGAUUCCAAGAUCAAGAUGAAGGAAGAAAAGAAACGCUCCAUGAGCACUAAACAACAACGACCUCCAAAUCGUUCUCGCAACACGCUUCCGCCGCCGUCUUCUCGAAUUUCCGAUGAGUCGGCUUACUACGGAGUCAGGCCACAGUCAAUCGUCGCACCCGCAUCUUCUUCUAGGCCUCGUGCUCGCACUAGACCAGAGUCUUAUUACGGACAGCGUCCACCUAUGGCGACGUCUGCUUAUGCCCAUCAACCGCCGCCGCACCCUUCGCAUCACCCUUCCCCGUCCUUUCCACCUCCACCAUGGAUGGCUGGCCCUCCUCCUCCUCCGAUGGCGCAUGCGCUUGUUCACCAACCUAUGCCAUACCCGGAAAUGAACCACCCUGGUAGGGACUUGGCUUCCCGAUUCCGACGACCACAGUCGGCAAUGGGGUACAAUCCACCACCACCACCACCACCGAAGCCCCUUGAAUAUGAGCCAACGAAAGAGAAGGCCCUCACUCGGAGGGCUUCGAGGAAGGCUAGUAAGGACCACGAGGACUCCAGAAGAAUGCCACCACCUCCUGGACGACCGGCUUCUACACAACCGAACCGCCUAGUGUUCCGCCCGCCGGCACCUGCACACGUUGCUACAAGAAGGAAGUCUGUGGGGUUUGAGGAGGAUGAUCUAGAUGACGAGCCCACCGCGUACAAGACCGUAGCGCGCCGUGAAGUGGAGUACGGCUCCGGCGCCCUUCCAACUCGACCAAGGCCUCAGAGUUUCGAUGCCGAAUCCGUCUUCGACGUUGGUCCUUCUUACGAAAUGGAGCCAAUACCACGCGGUCGACGAAACUCGUACUACAAUCUAGAGGAUAAGGUGCGCGAUGCUUCCCGGUACCAGGAAGACGUCAGUGGCGGGACCGCCCCUCCGUUGACGGCUGAAGCUCUCCGGCGUGUGAAAAAUGGAGGCAGCAGCCGUUCAACUCGCAGCACUGCUAGCCGUGACGAGAGCGAUUACAAGCAGUCGGCUACAACUCGGACUACGAGAUCUAGCGACGGGGAUGACGAUAUUACUAUUAAGCUUCCUGUGGGCGCUGUCAUUGAAGUUGGAAACACCAAGAUCCAUUGUAAGGAUGGUGGCAAUAUGAACAUUGGUCGUAAUAGCAACAAUAACAACAAUGGAGCUUCUCGCGCGGGCGGUAGCGACCAAGCUGUAUCGACCUACAGUGACGAACGACAACAUGGUGAUGACCGGAAGAGCCGGGCUGAUCGGCCGGUAGCGCGAACCCGGGCCACCUCGCAAGCCGGAUCAUUCUCACGGACACGCCAGCAGCCGCCGGCACCACCUAUGUACGCUCCGUCCUAUGUUCACUACGACGACGAUGAAUACGAUGAACCACGGUACGCGCCUUAUAUGCAUUACCGCGAGGACGAUUACGAUGAUGAAGAUGAUGAUGACGACGAUGGUGCAUCGCACUAUUAUUAAUGAACGAUUUCUACUCUUGAUUCAAUUUAUUGGACGACAACAAUCUCGGCUACUUGCUACCAUUUAUAUUUGGUCAUCUUAGCAUAUUAUGUCAUCUCGGAUUCUUUGGUCCGUCUAUAUCUUAGCGUUACGAACGGCUUUGAUGGUCACAGGGUUCGUUAACGCAAG